This is a messenger RNA of Aspergillus terreus NIH2624, 696 nucleotides long. RefSeq names its product H(+)-transporting V1 sector ATPase subunit E. Gene Ontology annotation, biological process: proton transmembrane transport. Gene Ontology annotation, cellular component: proton-transporting two-sector ATPase complex, catalytic domain. The record is from RefSeq and is a predicted model, not a curated record. The transcript is spliced from 2 exons. NCBI's taxonomy places the organism in Eukaryota, Fungi, Ascomycota, Eurotiomycetes, Eurotiales, Aspergillaceae. Bases 1 to 696 code for a protein of 231 amino acids. Gene Ontology annotation, molecular function: proton-transporting ATPase activity, rotational mechanism.
AUGUCGCAGUCCCAUGCUCUUUCCGACGACCAGGUGGCGGGUGAGCUCCGCAAGAUGACGGCCUUCAUCCGCCAGGAAGCCCUGGAGAAGGCCCGCGAGAUCCAACUCAAAGCCGACGAGGAGUUCGCCAUCGAAAAGUCCAAGCUCGUCCGCCAGGAAACCGCCGCCAUCGAUACCCUGUACGAGAAGAAGUUCAAGCAGGCCGCCAUGUCCCAACAGAUCACCCGCUCCACCCUCGCCAACCGCACCCGUCUCCGCGUCCUCUCCUCUCGGCAGGAGCUUCUCGAUGACCUGUUCCAGCAGGCUCGGGACAAGAUCUCCGGGAUCGCGGGCAAGGACGCCAAGAAGUACCAAUCGGUGCUGAAGGGGCUCAUCCUGGAAGGACUGUACGCCCUGAACGAGGACAAGGUCGCGAUUCGUGCCCGGAAGACGGACUAUGACGCGGUGAAGAAGGCCAUCAGUGAGGCUGAGAAGGAGUUCAAAGAAACGGUUGGCAAGGAUACGUCCGCAGAAUUGGACGAGGCGGAACCGCUGCCAGAGGGCUCCGCUGGUGGUAUUGUCAUCCUCGGUGGUCAGGGCAAAAUCGAGAUCAACAACACUUUCGAAGAACGUCUGCGGUUGCUGGAGAUCGAUGCUCUUCCUGCCGUCCGGGAGACGCUAUUCGGGAAGAACACUAACCGGAGAUUCUAUGAUUAG